Molecule: messenger RNA, 8455 nt
Organism: Hemibagrus wyckioides
Lineage: Eukaryota; Metazoa; Chordata; Actinopteri; Siluriformes; Bagridae
Gene: znf292b
Product: zinc finger protein 292b
Exons: 8
Coding region: 58-7920 (2620 amino acids)
Biological process (GO): regulation of transcription by RNA polymerase II
Cellular component (GO): nucleus
Molecular function (GO): DNA-binding transcription factor activity, RNA polymerase II-specific; DNA binding
Source: RefSeq, a predicted model, not a curated record
GCUUUCGUGGUCACGUGGUGUUUGUGUGGUGCGUACGCGGCGCAACUGGAAGCGAAGAUGGCGGACGACGAGGAGGCCGAGCAGGAGCCCCGCGGUCAGAGCCGCAGUCCCAGUGUCCUGCGAGGGCUCGCGGCCCGCCUGGAGGAGCUGUCCGCGGCGCUGAGGGUCAGCGCGGUGUCCGUGGCGGAGGAGGAGGAGUCCACUGCCCACUACUGCCGCUCUUUCUGUCAGACUCUGGUGGAGUGUGUGAGUGUGUGGAGGUCAGAUGAAGACCCGUGGCCCGUGUUGGAGAGUUAUCGUGUGGCAUUGUUGAGUUUUGCGCGAGUGUCAGCGCAUCUCUCUGUCCGGAACGAGAACGUCGGCAUGGUUCUCGAGAGACUGUCACUGAGCUGUGUGGAGCUUCUGCUCUCCAUAACUGAAGCUUUUCCAGAUGCAUUGUGGGAACAGUUUCAGUGCUCCAUCCAGACGGCUCACGCUCGGCUGCAGGGCAAUGGCAUCUCUCAGCUGCAUCUGCUCUCCGUGGCCACGCAGGAGCGAGGGAUGUGGAGCAACAACACACUACAGAGCCUCCUGAGAAAUGAGAUGCCUCCAGAAGCUAGAGUGCACGAGUUCCUGAUGCGUGAAGGUCCGGACCUGCUGCAGCUCCGGGUGAAGUACCUGAUUAAAGAGAACUCCAUGGAGAGGGCUGCGCUGCUGGCUAAAGCCUGUGCUGAUUUCCAGGAGUUCGGGGGAAGUAGAGGACACUUUAAACAGAGCUACCUCGUAUGUGUGUGCUCAUGUGCCCCACAGGAGACACUCAUGGAGGAGCUCUCUCAGGUGGACUGUCGUGAUGCUCUGGAGAUGAUCUGUAACCUGGAGGCAGAAGGUGAUGAGAGAGGAGCGUACACGCUGUGUUCAGGCUUCCUGACCCGACAGCUUCUACAGGAGGACUCGUACUGUGCCUGGGAACUGACACUUUUCUGGAGUAAACUCUUGAAGCGAUUGGAGCCUUCAGAGCAGAGCUUUCUGGAAAAGUGCCAGAAGAUGUCCCUACUUGCUAAAACCGUGUUCCACCUGCUCUUUUUCAUCAAAGUGAUCCAGUCUGAGUUGGACAGGAUUGGAUUGCCUGCUUGCAUUGAGAUGUGUAUACGUGCUAUGAGAAUGGAGUCCUGCGAAGGAGCCAACAAGGCCACCAUCUGCAAAACCAUCUCGUGCCUCCUGCCCUCUGACCUGGAAGUGAAGCGGGCCUGCCAGCUAACGGAGUUCCUCCUGGAGCCGACUGUCGACUCUUACUACGCCGUGGAGACACUGUACAAUGAGCCUGACCAGAAGCUCGAGGAGGAAAACCUUCCGAUACCCAACUCACUACGCUGCGAUCUUUUCUUAGUUUUCAAAACUCAGUGGCCUUUUGAUCCAGAGUUCUGGGACUGGAAGACACUAAAGCGUCACUGUUUAGGCCUUAUGGGUGAGGAGGCAUCUAUAGUGUCCUCCAUUGACGAAUUAAAUGAUGAUCGCUUCGUUGAAGCUGAGCGAGAGGACUUGGAUUUCGCGCCUGAGGAGUUUAAGGAUGUUUUUGAAUGCUUUUUGGAUACAACAAAUGAACUUAAAGAGAUAGCAGACCAACGACAGAAAAACAGAGAAGUCAAAAAGUUGAGGGAAAAAGGAUUCGUGUCAGCCAGGUUCAGAAACUGGCAGGCGUACAUGCAGUACUGUGUGCUGUGUGAUAAAGAAUUCCUCGGUCACAGGAUAGUGCGACAUGCACAGACUCACUUCAAAGAUGGAUAUUAUAGCUGUCCUAUUUGCACAGAGACAUUUGAAACGAGAGAAACUCUAGAUCCGCACGUUGCAUCACACGUGAAGCUGUCUUGCAAAGAGCGUUUAGCCGCAAUGAAAACCACUAAGAAACUGACUGAUGCGAAAACGUCUGCCCCUGAUAUCGCAGCUCUGAAUAACAAAAGUGGAGAAAAUCAGGCACGAAAAGUGAAAGCUAAAAACUGCAGUGGAGAAUCUGGUCAGCUGUACAAUGGAGAUGCUGUGGGCCCAGAGGUUACGGGAGUCAAGGUCAAUGGGAGUGAGCGGAAUGUUUGUCCCGUUUCGAACUGCAGAAAAGCCUUCAAGUUCUUUCGCAAUCUGCUCACCCACGUGAAGGACCACGGGGAGGUUGAGGAGGCAAAGCGCUUCCUCGAAUUACAGACCACGAAGAUAGUUUGCCAGUAUUGUCGCCGGCACUUUGUUAGUGUCAGUCACCUCAAUGACCAUCUUCAGGUCCAUUGUGGUGCUAAGCCGUAUACUUGCAUUCAGUUGAACUGCAAAGCUAGCUUCGACACCAACACCGAGCUCCUUGUGCACAGCAAAGGACAUCUGGUCUUUAAGGCUAAAUGCAUGUUUCCUGGAUGUGGAAAGAUCUUCAAUGAAGCUUAUAAACUCUAUGAUCACGAGGCGCAGCAUUAUAAAACGUUUACUUGCAAAGUGCCUGGUUGUGGUAAAGUGUUUCACACUCAGUCUCAGUUAGACUUGCACGAGGAGAGCCAUAAUGCUAAGAAAGAGGAGACCCAGACUGCCGAGAGUGACAAUGCUUGUCUGGUAGAGCCUCAGCCACACCUCUCCAGUGAACCGGCCAAGCAAGAUGCCCAGCAAGAUGUCAAUCCAGGGCCUCCAGUAAACUCCAGCUGCAUGAUGAGCCCUGCAGAUCACCCAACAAAUCUGGUGAAAGUGAAGCACUCAGUAGAAAACAUGCUCAACCCUGCUGGUCAAGGUCCCACACAAGCGUUCAACCUUGUGACCUGCAAAACUGAGAAACCUGAUCCGAAUCUUGUGCAGCAGCCACAGAUGCCACACAUGGAGAUCCAGUCCGUCCAACCUCAAAUAAACCCUUCCAUGCCUCACAUGAACGAACCUAGGCCUGAAGAAUCCUUACUAGAUGUGUUAAUGAACGAUCCACUGCUCACUCCAUCGUGCCCACUUCCACCAGCAUCUUCAUAUCAGAGCCUCCUAGAAGACUUCCAGCAAGCUCCAUCAGGAGAUGUUUUGCAAGCGCAAAUGGAGUCUGCAGUUUCCCAGAGUCACACCCAGCCCUUGUACAGCAAUGAAAACACUGAAUAUGGGCAGUAUGAUCCCAAUUCUGUAACCCCGAUUCACACACCAUACCCAGUCCCGUACGGGAAUAGCAUGGCUCCCUUGACGCAGACUGCUCAUAAUGGUCCGCACGUAAUGCGCGUGUCUCAGAGGCUUCCUCCACAAGUCACCCCUUUUCCCACUAACAGGCCGGUACAGCCCCUGCAGGCCAACACGCUCGCUUCUGCUGUCACGGAAAAGGACAGGUACAAAUGUGCAUACGAAACAUGUUCUCGAGACUACAGCUCUUACAGAAGUCUAACCAAACACAUGAAAGCUGCUCACUGUGAGUUUUAUACACAAUGGAAACUGGCAAAGAGGAACAAUAAAGUACCACAGAUCAUGAACAGAGCUACUUCUUUAAAUGGGAAAUGUAUUUCUGCAGAACCCUUACAGAACCAGCUGGCUCAGAGGACUCCUGCUCCUCUGACCCCAAUGCAGAAACCGCCCGCUCAGCCACACUACCCAACAAGCUGUCUAAACUCCAGUUACCCCUCGGGAUCUUCCCAUUUAACUGGUCCUACUGGUCAGACUUUCCCAAAUCAAAUGGACAGCAUACUGGAUCCCAUUGUUCUCUCCCAGUUAGGCAACGCUGCAAAUCAGCCUCAUACAGCUUCUCACUCUUCCUGGAAUUCCAUCCCAGUAAACACUUCACUUCAGCAGCAGAAUUACCAUUCACAAGCAAUGACAUCAUCUAGUGGUCAUUUCUCCUCACAGAUAGACACUGCACCACAAACCCAAGUGCCAAAUUCCUAUAAUGGAGAAAUGGCCUACCCUUCUUUGCAACAUCAGAACAAUUCCUCAUGUCGCUUCAUCCAGACCCAACCAAACGUAACCCAAACAAUGAACAAUCCAGCCAAAAUAGGCCAUCCCACCGAAUCUUCUCCACCUCACUACAUUCAGCAGCCAAAGUCCAGUUCCGUCCCUCUAGUCAAACAUACAGAGUGUGUCGUAAAACUGGAGAGAAACCCAGAUUUGGUUCCUUCCCCGCCAAACAUGUCGCAACAAAGCAACCCUUCUGCACCCAUGAACCCUCAGAAUUCUCAAGACACCAGCAGUUCUGCACAUGAUGGCGACAUCAAAAAAAGGAAGCGAAGCAGCAGAACUAAAUGGCCUGCCAUCAUCAAAGACGGCAAGUUUAUUUGCUGUCGGUGCUUCAGAGAGUUUCAGAGUCCUAAAUCUCUUGGAGGACAUUUGUCUAAACGUGCUGUCUGCAAACCUUAUGAGGAAGCAGUUUUGUCUCCAGAUCUUCCUAGUUCGUUUCUCGAGCUUCUGAACUCCCCUCACCCAUCAGACACACCCCAGUCUUCACCUUCUGCCCAGGUCAGUUCCAGUCAAGCUUGGUCUUCCCUGUCUAAAGGCCCUCUUGACCCAAAAUUGUUUCCCAAUGUCACGUUUCUGAACACUAAGGAUUCCAUAUACAACAGUGACAGUAAGCCAAGCAGUGACACCGUCCAGCAAAAUUCACCAGGUCUGGAGGAGUCUGGUGCACGUCAGCAGACUUUUGCUGAAUCAUCUGUCUCUUACCCUCAAGACAGUCAAAACAGUGUGAUUCAACACACCGGAAAUAUCAAAGACAAGUGCAGUCAGCAUCAAAUGAAUUAUACCCAGCCUUGCAAUCCCUUACCAAGUGACACUAGUUCCUCAGAUCAUCUUUUGUCCCGCUUGUUAAGUGAAAACCGAACCUCUGACUCAAACUUCAGCAGGAGUCCCACUAAUCAUAUUGACAAAAUCCUUCAAGCCGAAACACUAAACAAGAUUAAGGAGAUUAAAGAAAAAUCUACCAUUACAAACGCUAGUGGAUUAUCCAAUGAUGGGCUUCUCGCUGCCAUGGCUAGCCUAGCUCAAAAUCUGGUCUCGGAAAAGAGCGUCAAGGAAAGGCUUCGUGAACAGAUAUUAGCUGGCGAUUUCCAAAAAAGGAGCAGUUCAUGCCAAGGUCAAGGAGUUGAUAACUCCAGUCCGAUGACCGAUGUUCUACACCACACGCCGAAUGUUAUUCAAAAGGUUCUUCAAAGUAAUGUUGGAAGUGCUACUGAACUCAGUGAACAUUUCUCCAAAGCUGGAAGUGUUGCACCUGGCGAGACCUCCACACAGAUUCCUCAAGCUUGUGCUUCCAACAACACUGUGACAAGUAACGCAUUUAGUAAUCCACCGAUACAACAAGACGACGAAGAUAUCGCCGAAAUCCUAAAAGCUCUUGAAAGACUGGAUUUGGAUAGGGAAAUAAGAAACUAUGAGCAGACACCUGCUAUCCCUCAAGAGGCUGAGAGUAUAACUAAGGCCUCUGAAGCUACAUACACUUUUAUGGUACGAGGCUAUUCCUGCGACAACGACGGUUGUGGUUACAGAGCAAUGACAAAAGACGCGCUCUUCAAACAUCUCAUGAAACAGCAUAACUACACAGAGGACAUGCUAAAUCAGUGUCGGAAGGAGCAGUUUAACUUUGCACCUUUUAAUUGUCAACUCUGUCCCAAGACCUUCACACGAAACUCCAACCUCAGAACUCAUUAUCAGUCUGUUCACAAUUAUUCACAUGAGCAGGUGGUCAAGAUGGGCAUUACGCGGCAAUACAGCCGUAAAUCCAUGGAAGCUGAUCAAAGUCUUUGCACCAUGCCAAACGUCUCCAAUUUGCCCAAUCUAACGGUACCGAAGGUGCCCUUUCCUGGACAGCAACAGAAUGCCGAGUCUGGUACUGGUGGCCCGAGUUUAAUAUCUGGAGUUGGAAUCAUUAAAUCAGAAAUCAACAUUCAGCCUUUUGAGCAACAGCGUCCUGUUACUUCCAUGGACUCCGGCGUCCCCGGGACUAUACAGAGAGCACAGACGACUCCACAUCAACUCCACUCUCAGGCUACUAUGCAUCCAUCAGUGAUUAAGGCUGUUCCUUCAUUGCCAACCUCCUCAAGUGUGGAGCAGCAGUUAAAUCGUCCAAAUGGGGUUGUGCCAGGAUCCCUUGCACCUUCUGAGCACUCCCAUGGAAUGUCCUCUGGGGGUCUGUUGCCUUCAGGUGCACCACUUGUGGCUCAGACGCCUUCGGUCCUUUCCUUCAGUCCUUCAGUCCUUUCCCCAGAUAAGAAGCCUAAACUGGGAAGACCUAAAAUGCCAAAACCGAAGGAAGUGACGAAGAAGACUAAGGAGAAAAAGACAGACAUGGAUGAUGUUUUUAGCCCCUAUCGGCCUUACCGCUGUGUCCAUCAGGGCUGUGUGGCCGCCUUUACAAUUCAGCACAAUUUGAUUCUUCACUACAAAGCCGUCCAUCAGUCUGCUCUGCCUAAAUUUGAAGUUGACGAGGAAGGUGAACAGGUUGAGGAAGAGAAUAAUGAAAACGAUGAGGAGGAUGACAUGCUUGAUGGUGAGGUCAGUGAGGUGACAGAGUUUCGCUGUCAGGUCAAAGACUGCUCUCGUAUAUUCCAGGCUGUUACAGACCUGCUACAGCAUUACCUUCAGCUCCACAAACUCAGCCUUGACAAAGCAGGCAUCAUGAUGUCCGGUAUGAACCUGGGCAGGUUUCAGUGUGACCAGCCAGAAUGUGACCUUACCUUCACCGGAUUCUGGAAGUAUGUUAACCACAUUGACAGCGAACACAAGCAGGUAAAGCUCUCCAGAACGGAGCCUGUUGAUGGAAUGUUCCAAUGUGAGGUUGAAGGUUGUAGCUGUGUUUAUACUACGCGGUCAAACUUAUUGCGGCACAUUAUGAAAAAACACCAAGACCUUUACAAACUCAGACUGCUGAACUCGAGAGGUGUCAAACUUGGUCGUCCUCCAAAGAACAGAAUAGUCUCGCUCGAGAAGGAAAAUAGAGAAAUUAAUAAAAAACCUAUUCAGAAGGGGGGCGAGAAAAAGAAAAGGAAGCAAAAGAAUCUCUGGACGAAAUACGGAAACCCCAUUUUAAAAUCGAAAGAGGAGGCCUCUGCCAUGUGCACCAAGAGGAUUCAGUUACAGUACCCUUGCAUGCUCAAAGGCUGUGAAACGGUCGCCGAAUCUGAGCGAAAGCUCAUGAAGCAUUAUGUCCAGCAUGGCUUGCCGAAACAAUACCUGGAGGAGCAGAGGAGCAACUACAUCUUCUGCAAGAAAAUGCCUCGCUCCAAGUACAAACGAAUUGCAUCCAGAAGUGACGAUACUGACAAGUCUGACGAAAGCUCCAUCGACGCAUCAGAGAAUGAGGACGCUGCGGACACCGGACCCAGCGAAUCAGAGUUCUCCAAGCCAACGUCUGAAAAGGAGAGCACCGAGGACACUGAAGUUUCAGACGCUAAAUUGUCCAGCGACUUGAGCUCCGAUAUCUCUGUGGUGGUGAAGCGGAAGAGAGGUCGUCCACGCAAGGGGGAACGUGUCAAGCAUGCACAGUUUGCGCGCAAGAGAAUGACAAGGUUAAGAGCGGCGCAGACUCACUCCGUCAACUAUGCAGACAUCAACUCCGACUCCACUUCUUCCAGUACCACGCUGCCACAAGAGCAGAGCGCAACUCUGACCUCUUUCAAGCCAAUGGGAUUCGAGGUGUCCUUCCUCAAGUUCCUGGAGGAAUCAAGUCAGCCCACUGGGAAGAGGAAGACUUCUCUAACGGAUGUACAACCACACAAGAAAUUCCCGACCGUGCACCUGAAGACGGCCUCGGUGGUGUGCAGCAGGAUCAACCCUGAUUAUCACUGCCGCGAUGUACUGAAACUUGUCGAAUUCAAGAACCCUCAAAAGCUAACUUCUCUUAGCAAGGUGACGUUUGAGGUGCACAGAGGGUUCUCAAAUGUUUUCGAACUCUUGCUCAAGCAGCUGCAUGACAUGAGACCGGCGGUGGUCAUUCAUAAAGAGGGUGUGUCUGAUGUAAUGGGGUAGUUCUCAGGACAGGGAUAGGGGUUGGGUGUGGAUCCAUAGCUCCAGUCUUGCUGUUUUUGGGAUGUUGCAUCAUAAAGUGGGUUAUAAACUGUUCUAUUGACAGCCCUUGACACUGAAUGCUCCUGUUAACGUCUGCUAAUCGCUCUACAGGACUGUGUAUUAAACAUUUUUAAGUUGUUAAUUAAAACUGUUAAUGAUAUACCUCUUUACGCAUGCCCUUAAAAAUUUAUCCGGCCCACGUGGUCAGUGUUGGAAACGAACCCUUAGUGGAAGAUUUUAUUUGUUGCGGCUCCCCGUAGGUCUUUUAAAUCGAACUAGCUUCUGUGACGAGUUGGACUGACGAUCCCGUAGUGCAAGUGGUGAACUGUAGAUGGUAACCAUUUUAGUCUUGUUCAUCUUGCAUUGUAAAUUUUUUGAACGUCUAUUAGCGUCGUUGUCUGUCUGUGCACAUACUGACUCUCCCGGAUAAUUUACUGCCACCAGCAGUCUGUACCUUAAACAACAGAGACCAAUUUAUUACAGCUUGCGUUUUCUA